This is a messenger RNA of Dendronephthya gigantea, 3357 nucleotides long. RefSeq names its product RNA-binding protein 15-like. Gene Ontology annotation, biological process: regulation of alternative mRNA splicing, via spliceosome. Lineage: Eukaryota; Metazoa; Cnidaria; Anthozoa; Malacalcyonacea; Nephtheidae. Gene Ontology annotation, cellular component: nucleus. Gene Ontology annotation, molecular function: mRNA binding. The record is from RefSeq and is a predicted model, not a curated record. The transcript has a single exon. Bases 83 to 2482 code for a protein of 799 amino acids.
AGUUUGGCGGCCAUAUUGGGUUAAUUGGGAUGUUAUUUUAAAAUCAACGGAAAUUUAUGGAGUUUUAUAAAAGAAAUUGAGUAUGGUCAUGAAGAGAGGUUCAGAUAUAGACUCACCGAGGAGAAAUAAACGAACUAGAGAUGGACUGGAGGUACUACAUGCAGUAACUAUCGACAGAUAUACGUCUGAAAAUACUCGUCGUGCUCGAGAGCUUUCACCAGGCUCUCGUACUUUCAACCGUAAAAGCGAGCGUUCCACACAUGUUCAUACAAUAAAAACCGAGUUUGGGGCUGAUUUGUUCAAAAGGAAAAGGACCGAAAGAGACGACGAAGCUUCAAUUCGUGUUACGAACUUUACUCGGGGGGCUGCAGAUCAUGUUUUGCGAGAAAAACUCAAUUACGAAUUUAAGAAAUUUGGUGAGAUUACUGUACGAAUUGUGCGACAUGACGAUGAGCGUUACGCUGUUGUUUCUUUUCGAAAUAGCGAAGAUGCAAUAGAGGCAAAGCGUUCAAUCGAGAACCGUGGUGGAGCAAUUUUUCUGCAAGAUCGUGCUUUGAAUUUGCAGUUUAGUAUUCCUGGUAGUCGGUCUCGGCGUUUCACGCCCGAUUUUCUCCAACAAAAGAGCAGAUUUUCCCGGGCUUCGCCUCCACGCAGUAUAAAACACGAUGUACUAGAUAUUUCAAAUGUCGAAGACGUACGGAGACACCGUAAAGUUGAUCGUUUCUUUAGCGAGCCAAGCUGUGUUUCAGCUGCAUUGGUAGGUGAAGAAGAUAACCCAAAAGCGACCCGAACCUUGUUUGUUGGCAACCUCGAAAGCUCAAUUUCCCGUCAAGAUGUUCGUCGUCAGUUUGAGCAGUUUGGCAUAAUUGAAGAUGUUGAUAUAAAGCGACCUAUUCGUGGUCAAGGAAGUACAUAUGCUUUUGUAAAGUUUAUUGAUCUUGAUGUUGCUACAAGAGCCAAAGUUGCCAUGCAAGGUUCUUUGUUUGGAAGGAAUCGAGUGAAAAUUGGGUAUGGCAAAAGCAUGCCUACAACUCGGUUGUGGAUUGGUGGUCUUGGAUCUUGGACUUUGAUUGAAGAGCUUGAAAGAGAAUUUGAUCGGUUUGGUGCUAUUCGUCGAAUUGAUUACAACAAGGGUCAUGAUCAUGCAUUCAUACUCUACGACAGUUUGGAUGCUGCUUCUGUUGCUGCAAGGGAAAUGCGAGGGUUCAAAAUGAAUGGGCGGCGCUUGAAAAUUGACUUUGCAGAUUUAACACAAGGUUUAGACGAGUAUCCUGAAACACUAGGCCACCUGGCUGAAGACAGAGAAAAUCAAUUCACCAGUUCAAAAAAACAAGAUGAAUUGACAAGUGGUGAAUUAUUUAAAAAUGUUAAAAAAGAGAGAAAAAACAGUGAUGGCAGUGGAAAAUGGAGUGAAUUAGUGAGUGAGCAAAUUGCAAAUGAUGAAAAGCAAAGUGGUGAAAAAAGUGAGAGCCAACAAUGGAUUGAUAAGAAAGAUACCAAGCAGAAAUUGAAUGAAAAAUAUCAUGACCUUCAUAGCCCAUCGACACCAGAUAAUGAAAAAGUACCAACAAAGAAUCAUAGAAAUAAAGAUAGAGCAAAAAGUGGAGAAAAAUACAAGUCUGGCAAUGGAGUUUCUCGUUCAAGUAGCCCACCUGCUAAACGUCCACGCAAAACCUCUGGGCCUCCACCUGCUUUGUCCCCACAAAGGUUUGGGUCGGUAUCACCAAAUAUAAAAAGCUGUUCUGCCUCCCCUGAGAGUGAAAGAAUCCACAAGGGUGACAAGUAUCACAAGGAGAAAAAUCAUGAAAAAGAAAAAAACAAAGAUCAGGAAAGAAAAGGAAUAACCCCAACAAAUAAAAGUGCAUCUGAAUCAAAAGAAAUUGUUUCAGUUGAAGAAGCAGUUUCUGAUGCAUCUGAAAGCCUUCAAGAUGUUGCAAAACGGUUUGCUGUUGCUUGGCGUGGAUCUCUUAUUUUGAAAAAUAGUUCUUUUCCGGUACGUCUUCAUUUGAUUGGUGGAAACCCAGAAAUUGUUGAAGUCUUACUUCGUAGUGUACCUGGAAAUUCUGCACCAAAUACAGUGUUACGUAUUUCACAGCGAUUACGACUUGACCAACCAAAAUUAGAGGAAGUAUCAAAACGAAUGAAUACAGCUGGUGCAAGUGGUUAUUGUAUGUUGCUUGCAUUACCUGGUGUUCAUGGAGGAGAACCACCCUUGGAUAUGGAAACCAACAUGCCAACUCAACAAAGACCCCUUCGAAACCUUGUUACUUACCUGAAACAAAAACAAGCUGCUGGUGUUGUCAACUUGAUCAAUACAAGUAACCUUUCUUCGUCAAAUAUAAAAGAUGAAGGUGGUGUGCUUCAUGCCUUCCCACCUUGUCAAUAUUCCCAUGAUCAACUCCUAAAAAUUGCACCUCAUCUUGGCCAAGAAGCAUUUAAUGAAGACCAUCUGGUUGUUGUUGUUAUUCGUGGACCAGCAUAGUUUAUUUUGUCAUAUCUCACUUGACUUUUAGCCUAAAGUACCACAUUCUGUUAAUGGUUUUAUAAUACCAUAUGUGUUAUCUUCUAUAUUCUACAGCAUUCACCUAUUUGUGAAAGAGUCACAAGUCCAUCAGUGAUGUUCAGUUUUGAACUGCUAAAGCUGACAUUUGGCAUUUAAACUUUAUAAUUAUGUAAUGGAGAACAGUUUUUUGUUUAUUCUAUUUCAAGACAUUGGCCAGGGUGUACCAAAAGGUUAAAAGUUAUGCCAAUUUUAAUGAAAUUCAAUUUAAUUGAAAGCAUUGUGUUUGUAAUGGUGAUGUUUGGAUCAUACUUUGUUGCUGCUUGUAUUUGGCAUCUACCUAUGUGUCCAUUGUAAUGGUUGAAAGGAUCAUUGUCCUAAUGACUGUUUGCUUACUGGAAUGGCUACUUCAUGCUAUUUGAAUGUGGAACUAUUAUAAUUUGUCAUGGCCAUGGUCUUAUAAAUUUAUAAGGAAAAUUGUAAUGGUUAUUUGACACUCUUCGACCAUGAAAUUAGAGCAAUGUUUCCUAUCUUGUUGGCUCAAGCAAAUUUACAUGUAUUCCAUUCAAUGGCAGGUUGUUUGGGAAAGUACUGUAUUUUUUUGGAAAUGAUGAUUUGUUGGCAUAUUUUUAAAACAUAUGCCUUCAUUGAUGUUGGAAAUGGAUACAUACAUGAGCUUACAGCAAUGGGCUUUUUCUGUUGAACGUAUAGUCUUUAUGCUGAAAUUGAUUGAAAUUUUAGAACCAUAUGUACAUAUUUUAAUUAGUACAUAAAAACUAUAUCACAGUUGUUCAUAAUUAUUGAUUUUGUAGUUGACUUGUACUGACUGUAAGAAAAAGCAAAAUAAUAUAAUCUAC